GUGUGGAGCGCGGCGGAGCGAGCUGCAGAGGGCCAGGGCGGAAUUCUCCGGGAGUCGCGCGGCAUACGGAGCCCGAAGCCGGCGGUCGCCUGUUCCUGUGCGCUGGGCGGCAUCCCGGGCAUCCGUAGCCCGGCUCCCGGAAAGCGUGCCUGACCAUGGAGUCUUCGCAUAAAGACGCCGAGACGGCAGCAGCGGCGGCGGCGGUGGCAGCGGCAGACCCCCGGGGGGCGUCCUCGUCGAGCGGGGUGGUGGUUCAGGUCCGCGAGAAGAAGGGCCCUCUGCGCGCCGCCAUCCCCUACAUGCCCUUCCCCGUGGCCGUCAUCUGCCUGUUCCUCAACACUUUCGUGCCGGGACUGGGGACCUUCGUCUCAGCCUUCACUGUGCUGUGUGGGGCCCGCACUGACCUCCCAGACAGGCACGUGUGCUGCGUCUUCUGGCUGAACAUCGCAGCGGCCCUCAUCCAGAUCCUCACAGCCAUCGUCAUGGUGGGCUGGAUCAUGAGCAUCUUCUGGGGCAUGGACAUGGUCAUCCUCGCCAGGUACAAGGAGCAGGGCAUCCCACAGCAGCUGUGAGCCCGCAGGACCCACCAAGGAAGUCCCGGGGCCCUGCAAGGGCUGCACCAGGCAGCUUGUGGCACAAGGACCUUUACAUGUUCUUUUCUGCCGUUUCCUGGAUUCGGGGUGGAAAAGGGGGUAUUUUUAGAAAUAGUAUUUAUUUUGAAAUCGCAUCUGCUUUUCUCAGCAGGCUCUGAGGGCUGCCAGUCCCUCCUCCUGCCCGGGAAAGCAUGGUAGGCUCAGGCACAUGGAGCACUGGGGAGUGGGGCAGAGAUGGGCAUGUCGACAGAGAGGCUGGGAUGCUUCUGCAGGCUCACCUUCACCUGGCAGAGCCCAUUGCCCACUGCAAGGGUACUCCAGAGCUGCAGGGCUGGACUGCAGUGGUCCCUGUCCAGGUGAUCGGGACUUGCUAAGGGGGCGGGACUGUGGAGGACUCUUCCUCUGGGUCCCCACUCCUGCCUCAAGUAUCUGGUGCCCCUAGUGUUUACUCUGUGGUCUUCUGGGGGCAGUGCCAGGGUGCAAUUGAGGAUGGCCAGUUGCCAGUCCAGUGUGGAAAGGUCCACUGUGCUCACAGCUGGCAUUGGGGAGAGCAUGGGUCCCCAUGGAUCUGACCACAUACUCAGUCUCCUUGCCGCUGAUAUGUAAUGGCAGAGUGUGUUUGGUCCAUUAUUUCCCUGGGUGGGAGGGCAGUGGCUCUGUCCCUGGGGUGAAACUGCUGGAAUUGCCAGGCUGAGGUGUGAGUGGGCACGAACUGGCUGCUUUCCUCGUGAUGCUUAAUACCAUUUCUGGUCCACAGUCCUUUUUUUCUGAAAUCCUUGAAGCCAGAUGUGUCUCUGAAUUAGGAAAUUUUGGAUUUGAGAAAGAUGGUAUGAUCUAUUUUCUGCAUAUUUCCUAACACCCUGGCAGAGUCUGGAACAGCCCACCCACCAUCCAGCACAUGAGUAUUUCUGCAGAGAAACAUGUGAAUAGUCAGAUUAAUUGGGAUCAAUAAAAAAUGUAAAUAGCGUUGCCUAUUCAGGUCAGACUAGAUAAGUCCUGGGAGAAAGACUACCACUAGAUAGAUGGCUUUUGGAGUUUCAGAAUUUCAAAGCAAUUUAAGGAGGUGGUGGACCUUCAUCUGAAAAACCCGACUUGCACACAGAUGCACUGGAGGUGAGAUUGUUGGUGCUGCACGGGGACCACAAGGCUCCUUUAAGCCACUUCUGUGUAAUUGAUGGCUGCAGAUUAGAUUUUAGUGGAACCAGGAAUCAAGAGAAGGUGUGCCGACUACUGCCAAUCAAGUACCAGUCUGAAAUUAAGAGAAAGGCGAUCCAGGGGCUGGGGUUGUGGCUCCGUGAUAGAGCGCUUGCCUAGCACGUGUGAGGCCCUGGGUUCGAUCCUCAGCACCACAUAAAGAUAAAAUAAACAAAAUAAAGGUAUUGUAUCCAUCUACAACUAAAAAUAUGCUUAAAAAAAAGAGAAAGGAAAUCCAAAAUUAUGGUGACAGGAUGGAUAUUUACAUGUCUGUUUUCACUCUCUAACACAGGAAGUGAUAACACGUGGGACUGGCCCAACGCUCAGGUUCCAGACCCCUCUGGGCUUUGAGCCAUUGGAUGUGUCCCUGUUUAAGGGACUUUUCUUAUCUAUCAGAGGCUCUGUCAAAACCCUAUCAGGGCUGGAUGAGGAGCCUGGCUACAAUGCAGGAUGCGGGCUCUAGGGAAGCGGCGCCCACUGCUCUGGGGGUCCCAUCCCACCUACCCCCACUAGUGGGCUAUCUAACUACAGUUCUGCCGGGGAGCAGACUUUGGGAUUCCCCACAAACUGAACUGUCCCCUGACCUCUGUGAGGCAUGGGGUCCUGUCCUGCCACUUACUCCUGGCCCCUACUCUGAGGCAAGUUCUCUGCUCCUACUCUGUCCUUCCCACCGUCUGCCUCUUAGUUUUCAUGAGCCUCUUUCAUUGACGCCUGGGGCUGGGCUGCACUUUCUGAGUACCAGGCAGUGUCUCAACGUCUUCCUGGGCCCCCUUCUUCCUGAUCUCAACCCCAACUUUUAUUGCUUUUCUCCUAUUUGGAACCUUCUGUGACUUCAGUCGUGGGAUCAGAUUUGGUUCUACCCAAAUAGCCAGAGGCUGGCAGCCCGCUGCUCUACAGGAAGGUGCAUCAGAGAACAGGGACACCCCUCAAAUGAGAGAAAACAACAUCAGCAGAGGUCCCAGCCACCCCCUCCCACAACCCACCAACCCACAGCCCUUCAUCCCCAACAGUCCCCCCAAAUUGCCUGACUCUCCCUGAGUGCUGACAAGUCUUGGGAGGGGGCUGCCCCCACAAGUGAGAGAGCAGGAGCUUAUUUUCCUGGCUGGGGCUGGGGGUGGUUGCUGAAGGAGUAGAGGAGAGGUAGCAAUUUGUGUUGGGUGUUUAGUGACACGAUCCAGACGCAGGUGGGUUAUUCUUGAGUGGCAGGUGUCACCGUGUGUGGGAUGGCUUAAUACAGGGGUUUGUGAGCUUGGCAGGCUACCUCCUCCCCACUCGCACCGUCCUCUCAUCUGAGGGCUGCAUCUCUGCAUUUGGGAACACAUCAGGCCAGGAGGAAGCAGCCACUCUCCAGGUAAAGGAUGUGUGGGAGAAGGCAGGGGUGGCCAUGUGGGUGGGAACAGCUGAGAAUAGAGGCCCUCUGAAUUAGACCAUGGUCAUAGCAUUGUCAGGAGAUAAGGACAGUGGCCAGUUUACUCCAAGUCAUCCAAAAUGGCCAUUUGGAUGGUCAGAGUUCAUUGAUUAAGCAAAAUGGAAAGAAGGGUCCUUGCGCCAAUGAGUGCUUGACUGACACACAGCCCUUUGGUGACACAAAUUGGAGCUUUGCCUGGAUGGUAUGGCAUAAGGCUGAUGGUUCAGGAGUGGCAAGACACGUUUCAGAGUUCGGCAGGAUGCUCCCUGGCUGGAGGGUGUGGGGCAAGAGUCACAGGCUUGUAAAUAAGACCCUCCAAGGACCUAGUUGUGACACUGUGAUCAGGGUGGCCAUUUCCCUUUGGCCAGAGUGGGACCCUGGAGCAAGACUGAGGUACCUGGCACCCUGGGUAUGUCCCAAGGACAGUAGCAACUGUCAAGCCAGGACCCCAUGGGUAUAGCAGAGGCAGUACAGUACCCCUGUACUGGUCCUGGCACCCCUGGGGCCUGCUGUGCUGCUGGGCCCCAGCCCCAGCCCCAGCCCGACAAGCCGCUGGCCUUUCCUUGGCCAAGUCUCUUUGAAGGAACAGAAGGAAGGGACAUGCAGCAUGGUUUCCCUCCCAGACCCCUGUGCCCAGCUCCAGUGAACAGCCUCCACAUGAGGGACCCUCACCCAGCAUUUUUAUCUCCUGUCACCCUUCUCAACAGCCUGGGAGGGGAGAUCCUUGUGCUGAGUUUUCAAAUGUCAAAGUGAGGCCUCAAGAGAGUAAGUUCCAUGUCCCCAGAUGUAUGGCUCAUGUGGCAGAGGUAGAGAGUGGCCAGGUCUGGCUCCUCCUACAACCAGAGCAAAAGAACUCCUGGCAGCCCAGCCCCGGAGGAGGAAGGGAUUGCAGGGGGCCUGGGAAGGGCCCUCUCAGAAGUAUAAGGCAUAACAAAUAGAAAGUAACCUUCCGGGAAGAAACCACAGGGCCUCCACCCUGCCCCACGUGCUGCCUGUUCUCACCAUUUUGAGUAGCCUUCAAGCCUACGCUCCCUUGCUGGGGUCAGGUCCAGAGGGAUGCCCCUUAUGGAAAGAUAAGAUGACAGUGGUCAGGGAGAGAGCGAGAGCUGGUAUUGGGAGUUAACUGACCUUAACUCAAAAGACCACUCCUUUCCCAUCUGGGGGGUUCCAGCCAUUCAGACACAUGAUGGAGAGUUGGGGUGAAUUCAGCCUCAUGCAGGAUGCUGUGGGCUGAGGAGCACUGGGGAGAACUCCCAGGGAAUCUACAGAGCUACAGUCUCCCCGGGAAGGAAAAGGGGCCUAGAUGUCCAAAUCAACCACACUCCAAACACGGAGCCCAAGGCCAGCACACAGUGGGGCGGAAACCCCAGGACCAGGACAACGGCCCUCCAGAGCCCUGAUGUUCCUGAUGGGGAAGGUACAGCUGAAUGACAAUGAGCCUCCUGCACCAGCUCGGCUUUUGAAAACACAAACCUAAAACCCCACUCUCAAACUUUUUCUUUAGCUAACCCCUUCCCUGGGGUGAGUUUGCAGGGGUUCGCUUCAGUUUGGUCUGGACACAGAGUCCGGCCUCCUCAGGGCCCCAUCCUGGCUCCCAGGCCCCCCGCUCAGGUUUUCAUACUCUGGGUCUGUUUUUUUACUGUGUUAAUGAUAUUGGCAAAGAAAGCUUGGAACAUUGUGUAAACUGCUUGGGGAUGGAUAAUUGAAACGUACAUUCUGACUUAGUGGUUGGAGACAUUAUUUACAGUUAUUAUUAGUCCCUCUUUCUGGCACUGUGUGGAGGGCUCUCCUCAGAGGGACUGGAGCUGGGGAGCCUUUGAAAGCCCCCUCCCCCGCCAGCCAGUUCUCCCUGGCUUUGCAUGUGGUUGGGGGCCUCAGGCUUGGGAACAGUUAGAAGUUGUUGCUGCCAGCCUGCUGCCCACCUCCCCACCCCUGGACAGAAGUGGGCCUGAGGCUGAAGCAACAUGCCACCUCCUCCCUAGGGCUCAGUAGAAGCCAUUUGCUGGCCUCAGGAAGUCCACCAUGGGCCACCUCGGCUCUCAGUCAGCAAGCACUCUGGCAGAUCCUGCUGGUUCAAAAGAUGCCCUCACCUCCACAUGCCUGCUGACCCUAGUCCCCACAGGGGACAGCAGGGUGUAGGGGACACCUUGUUCAAAGAACACACUGCCCCUUCUCCUUCCAGAGCACUCUAAGCACUGGUGUAGGGGAUGAGGAGGUCAUCUUGGCCAAGGAAAUUGACAGUGGUCCUUUUGGAUCAGCUAGGUUCUGAAAUAAUAAUUUAAUUAAAAAGGUCAACCUGAGCAGGUGCGUGAGAGGCUCAGGGCUGUGUUUUUCCUGAGCUUUCUCCCCACUGAAUUCUUAGAGCUCCUGAAUGUUCAUGCUCAGAGCAUAACCCACCCCAAUUCUCCGGACAUGCAGAGACCAGAUGAAUCCUAACCAGAGUGAAGCCAAAUGCCCCCCCAUCCUCCCGGGAGGGGGCUCUGGCCCCAGCACUGUUAGGGCUGCCCGCCUCUCGCCACCCGCUUCAUGCCACAGUUGAAGGAACCAUUCAUAGACUGGGAACCAAAUGGGACCUGGGAAGCCAUCAUUUUUCCUAUUUCUGUCAAAGCAAAGGGCUCUGAGGGCCCAGCCCCACUGGGGCUCUUGCAAGGCCUCGCCUUCUGACUCAAAGUACUGGCAGUCCUAGAGUGGAGAGAGCCACAACUCUGGCAGAACAGAAACACUGUUCUGAAAUUCCACAGUCCCCUCCCAAUGCUGUCAGAGGGCAGAGAGACCCAACUUGUAUGUGUCUUGAGUUUCUGGAACAAGUCAAAAGUCCCUUGAUUCAGAUUUAGCUGGGAAACCUGGGUCCCCAAAUCCCUCCAUGUUCUUCUGCCUGGGUUUGCCAAAAUGCCAACUAGCCGGGCUGGUCUGGACUCCACAUUCCACCACCUGCCCUGUUGUGUAUUUUCACCUCAGAAGGGCAGAGGUAUGGACACACGUGCACACACCCACACUCCAGCCCCUGGACAAUGGGUGAAGCAGGGCAGGGUCUGCCUGGGGACCUAGGAUAGGACUUAUCUCCACUGGCCCCCAUACCCUGUUCCAGGGUGGUCUCUGGCUGAUGGUUCCAUACACCCUCACCAUGCACAACCUUUACACAUAGGCAUACAUUGUUUUCUUUCUCUCCAGGGCCUCUGACCUGUGGAUCUCUUCUUCUUGGGGCCCAGGGGCUCAGCACCAACCCCAACUCCACCAAUCCUGCCUGUGCUUGUCCACCACAUCCCUUGCUUGGCCUUCUGGGGGAGGGAUGGGUGGGGGGCCUGCCCAGAGAAGAGUGUCCUCUUUCUGGGGUUCCUCUGAGGAUACAGAUAAUUUUCUCUUCUGAGACCCCUCUCUGUUCCUACAACACACCCACCUGUCCCAGCAUAGGAUCCAGAGAGGAAAGAAGGAAGACGUAUAUUUCAAGCAGGGAGAAGGGGUGAUGGGGGCUCUGUGGGCACCUGUGUGACUGGCCCUUGUCAUGGGCUCUUAAGCCAUGCUGUUGAACAUGGCACCAUUUUUAAAAACAACACAUGUAAAAAAUAAGACCAAUGCUUCUGUGUGUAUCUGCUGAACAUAGGUAUGGAUGAGUGUUGUGUUGUGAACUGCAGUAUUUUGAUACCGUGACUCUGUUUGGGUCUCUCUUCUUUUUGUUAAUUUAAUUGCUGUACAUUUUUGUCACCCUCAGACAAAUUCACUCUGAUCUCCUGGAGCUUUCUUAUCCCACUUCCACCCAGACCCCCAGGGAGCCCCCUGACCCCACCGCAAUCCAGCCGAGGGAGCAUUCCCAGCCCAUUCCAAAGACUGGAACCUUUCUUGUAAGAAAGAUUCUAAUGUUGGGGACCUGGGGAAGCUUCCAGCCUGGGGCCCAGCCUGCCUGCGGUUUAGCUUGCUCAGCACCCUUGGGCUUGAGACCUGCCGGCUGUCUAUCAGGGGUCUCCACAGCGCCCUCUAGAUGUCAAAGAGGGUUCCAGUUUCUCCAGCCUUCAGCCACCUUUGAACUCCUUUACUCAAACAGCAUUGCUGUCGGUGUAACAAAAAAAUCCCAUGUAGACAUUAAAACCCGUGUACAUAUCUCCAUGUACAUAUUUAUACGUACACAUGUGUUCCUAUUAUAAAUAUAUAAAGCAUGGCAUCUCCUUGGCAUUCCA
Marmota monax (woodchuck) is the source of this 7367-nucleotide messenger RNA. RefSeq names its product stum, mechanosensory transduction mediator homolog (gene Stum). The transcript is spliced from 3 exons. The record is from RefSeq and is a predicted model, not a curated record. The coding region runs from base 156 to 572 and encodes 138 amino acids. Lineage: Eukaryota; Metazoa; Chordata; Mammalia; Rodentia; Sciuridae.